AUGAACUCAACCCCCUCCCUUCCCAACAUAACCGAAUCUCUAUUGAGAAAGAACAUCAUGUCUAUCUAUUACAUUCUCGUCCACGAGGACCAGACACCAAACCACCAUACUCCGGCAAUGUCGCAAAACAUCCUUCCAUACUUCUUCGGAGGGCUAGCCUUCCUGCUCUUCGUCUGUUACUACAACUCUGCGGUUUUGGUAAACGGCGAAGCAAACCGUCGAGAAGCUGAACGCUUUGAGUUCUCCGAAGCGAAAUACGAGGAGAAAGUCAUCUACCUCAUGAAGCAAAUGCGUUGGUGGGAUUACUACCGCGGGCUCUGGGUGAUGCAUUUCGUCGUCAACACGAGUAUCGCUUGCCAGACUCGCGACUUGUCGUACACCUUCUUCGUGACAAACAUUGUUAUCGGAAUCGUGUACAACUUUGUCAUGUCUCUGCUGUUUGCAUCGGCCGAGAUUCAACUCCCCAGUGUCUGGGCUAUGCUCACAGGUGGACACAAAUCGAAAUAG
Molecule: messenger RNA, 507 nt
Organism: Fusarium coffeatum
Lineage: Eukaryota; Fungi; Ascomycota; Sordariomycetes; Hypocreales; Nectriaceae
Exons: 1
Coding region: 1-507 (168 amino acids)
Source: RefSeq, a predicted model, not a curated record